AUGCCUGAAAGUACAACAGUAGAGACUGCACUGAUGUCUUCAUUGCCCACUACUGCUUCUGGAACAGCUUCUUCUUCAGCCAACAGUGUACAUCCCACAGACGUAGGAUCAUCUAUGCCUGAAAGUACCACAGCAGAGACUACACUGAUGUCUUCAUUGCCCACUACUGCUUCUGGAACAGCUUCUUCUUCAGCCAACAGUGCAGGGAUGCAUGAAACAUCUCCAUCUGCAAAUACCAUACAAAUGUCUGGUUCUGCUAUGGUCCAGAGCAGGCUGGUGUUCAGCCCUUCCACUCCCAUCCCCAGUGAAAGUUUGGUCCUCAGCACUAUUAGAACUCUGAUCAACUCUCGACUCUCAAACCUGAGUGAUCUUGUUAAAGUGCUGACGUUUACCUUUCAAAAAGAUUUAAACACUUCCUAUGCGGUCAUUUUCACAAUCAGUCUCAGUAAUAUCAGCUUGCCAGGGAGCACUGACCUCAGGAACAACACCUACAUAGAAGUGCAGACCUCCAUCAACAAAGUGCUAAACAUGCUUCUGAAUGACCCUGAUGCAGAACCAUUUGAACCUAAGAGAUCUGUCUUCAUAACUUCAGGAAAGCGGAUUGAAGGUAGCAUGGAGUACAGCUUCCAAGACGAAGAUACAAAACAACCACACAGUUUCCUCAGUGAACUUAAAAUACCAAGGGCUGCAUCUACAACAAUUUCUCCAACAACUACAACCAGCCUGCUGCUGACCUCUCCCACAACUUCCUCCAAAAUAUCUGGUUUAGCAGUGGUGUACAGCAGGCUGGUGUUCAACUCUUCCUCCCUGGUCCCCAGUGAGAGUUUCAUCAUUAGUGCUACCAGAACUUUGCUCAGCUCUCGACUCACAAACCUCAAUGAUUCUACUAAAGUGUUGAACAUUACAUAUGAGAAAAAAACAGACACCUCCUAUGCGCUCCUGUUCACAUUCAGCCUUAGUGAUAUCAGCAUGCCGGAGAGCGCUGACCUCAGGAACAAAACUUAUAUCCAAGUGAAGAACAGCAUAAACAAAGCACUAAACACACUUCUGAAUGACCGUAAUGCAGAGCCAUUUGAACCCAGGAGCUCUGUCUUCACAACUUCAGCAAACCAGGUUGAAGGCAGCAUGGAGUACAGCUUCCAAGAGGGAGAUACAAAACAACCAGUCAGUUUCCUCAAUGAACUAAAAAUGCAAAGUGCUGUGUCUACAACAGUUUCUCCAGCAACUUCAACCAAUCUGCUGUUGACCUCUCCCACAAUUUCCUCCAAAAUGUCUGGUUCAGCAGUGGUGAACAGCAAGCUGGUGUUCAACUCUUCCUCUCCGGUUCCCAGUGAGAGUUUGGUCCUCCAUGCCGCCAGAACUCUGCUCAGCUCUCGACUCACAAACCUCAGUGAUUCUACCAAAGUGUUGAACAUCACAUAUGAGAAAAAAACAGACACCUCCUAUGCGCUCCUGUUCACAUUCAGCCUUAGUAAUAUCAGCAUGCCAGAGAGCGCUGACCUCAGGAACAACACCUACGUCCAAGUGCAGAAUUCCAUCAAUAAAGCACUAAACACACUUCUGAAUGACCGUAAUGCAGAGCCAUUUGAACCCAAGAGCUCUGUCUUCACAACUUCAGCAAACCAGGUUGAAGGCAGCAUGGAGUACAGCUUCCAAGAGGGAGAUACAAAACAACCAGUCAGUUUCCUCAAUGAACUAAAAAUGCAAAGUGCUGUGUCUACAACAGUUUCUCCAGCAACUUCAACCAAUCUGCUGUUGACCUCUCCCACAAUUUCCUCCAAAAUGUCUGGUUCAGCAGUGGUGAACAGCAAGCUGGUGUUCAACUCUUCCUCUCCGGUUCCCAGUGAGAGUUUGGUCCUCCAUGCCGCCAGAACUCUGCUCAGCUCUCGACUCACAAACCUCAGUGAUUCUACCAAAGUGUUGAACAUCACAUAUGAGAAAAAAACAGACAUCUCCUAUGCGCUCCUGUUCACAUUCAGCCUUAGUAAUAUCAGCAUGCCAGAGAGCGCUGACCUCAGGAACAACACCUACGUCCAAGUGCAGAAUUCCAUCAAUAAAGCACUAAACACACUUCUGAAUGACCGUAAUGCAGAGCCAUUUGAACCCAAGAGCUCUGUCUUCACAACUUCAGCAAACCAGGUUGAAGGCAGCAUGGAGUACAGCUUCCAAGAGGGAGAUACAAAACAACCAGUCAGUUUCCUCAAUGAACUAAAAAUGCAAAGUGCUGUGUCUACAACAGUUUCUCCAGCAACUACAACCAAUCUGAUGUUGACCUCUCCCACAAUUUCCUCCAAAAUGUCUGGUUCAGCAGUGGUGAACAGCAAGCUGGUGUUCAACUCUUCCUCUCCGGUUCCCAGUGAGAGUUUGGUCCUCCAUGCCGCCAGAACUCUGCUCAGCUCUCGACUCACAAACCUCAGUGAUUCUACCAAAGUGUUGAACAUCACAUAUGAGAAAAAAACAGACAUCUCCUAUGCGCUCCUGUUCACAUUCAGCCUUAGUAAUAUCAGCAUGCCAGAGAGCGCUGACCUCAGGAACAACACCUACGUCCAAGUGCAGAAUUCCAUCAAUAAAGCACUAAACACACUCCUGAAUGACCGUAAUGCAGAGCCAUUUGAACCCAAGAGCUCAGUUUUCACAACUUCAGCAAACCAGGUUGAAGGCAGCAUGGAGUACAGCUUCCAAGAGGGAGAUACAAAACAACCAGUCAGUUUCCUCAGUGAACUAAAAAUGCAAAGUGCUGUGUCUACAACAGUUUCUCCAGCAACUACAACCAAUCUGAUGUUGACCUCUCCCACAAUUUCCUCCAAAAUAUCUGGUUCAGCAGUGGUGAACAGCAAGCUGGUGUUCAACUCUUCCUCUCCGGUUCCCAGUGAGAGUUUGGUCCUCCAUGCCGCCAGAACUCUGCUCAGCUCUCGACUCACAAACCUCAGUGAUUCUACCAAAGUGUUGAACAUCACAUAUGAGAAAAAAACAGACACCUCCUAUGCGCUCCUGUUCACAUUCAGCCUUAGUAAUAUCAGCAUGCCAGAGAGCGCUGACCUCAGAAACAACACCUACGUCCAAGUGCAGAAUUCCAUCAAUAAAGCACUAAACACACUCCUGAAUGACCGUAAUGCAGAGCCAUUUGAACCCAAGAGCUCAGUUUUCACAACUUCAGCAAACCAGGUUGAAGGCAGCAUGGAGUACAGCUUCCAAGAGGGAGAUACAAAACAACCAGUCAGUUUCCUCAGUGAACUAAAAAUGCAAAGUGCUGUGUCUACAACAGUUUCUCCAGCAACUACAACCAAUCUGCUGUUGACCUCUCCCACAAUUUCCUCCAAAAUGUCUGGUUCAGCAGUGGUGAACAGCAAGCUGGUGUUCAACUCUUCCUCUCCGGUUCCCAGUGAGAGUUUGGUCCUCCAUGCCGCCAGAACUCUGCUCAGCUCUCGACUCACAAACCUCAGUGAUUCUACCAAAGUGUUGAACAUCACAUAUGAGAAAAAAACAGACACCUCCUAUGCGCUCCUGUUCACAUUCAGCCUUAGUAAUAUCAGCAUGCCAGAGAGCGCUGACCUCAGAAACAACACCUACGUCCAAGUGCAGAAUUCCAUCAAUAAAGCACUAAACACACUCCUGAAUGACCGUAAUGCAGAGCCAUUUGAACCCAAGAGCUCAGUUUUCACAACUUCAGCAAACCAGGUUGAAGGCAGCAUGGAGUACAGCUUCCAAGAGGGAGAUACAAAACAACCAGUCAGUUUCCUCAGUGAACUAAAAAUGCAAAGUGCUGUGUCUACAACAGUUUCUCCAGCAACUACAACCAAUCUGCUGUUGACCUCUCCCACAAUUUCCUCCAAAAUGUCUGGUUCAGCAGUGGUGAACAGCAAGCUGGUGUUCAACUCUUCCUCUCCGGUUCCCAGUGAGAGUUUGGUCCUCCAUGCCGCCAGAACUCUGCUCAGCUCUCGACUCACAAACCUCAGUGAUUCUACCAAAGUGUUGAACAUCACAUAUGAGAAAAAAACAGACACCUCCUUUGUGGUCAUCUUCAUAUUCAGCCUUAGUAAUAUCAGCAUGCCAGAGAGCAUGGACCUCAGGAACAACACUUACAUCCAAGUGCAAAACUCAGUCAACAUAGCACUUAACACAAUCCUGACUGAUCCAGGCAAUGAUCCUUUUAAUCCUCAAAUUGCAAAUUUCACGAGCACAUCAAAUCAGAUUCUUGGAGACAUGGUUUACAGUUUUCAGGAGGAUGAUAUUAACAAACCAACUAGCUUCCUGAGGCUCCUGUCGAAUGCAUAUGUUCUGACAACAACGAAAACUCCCAACAUAAGCACAACUCGAACUCCAACCUUACAGACAAUGACAUCUUCAACACUAAUGGGCACUGUACUGAUUUACAUCCGCCUGGUGUUUAAGAACCUGACCUCUCUACCCAGUGAGGCAGAAGUUCUUAAUGCUGCCAGCACUCUGCUGGAUGCAAGUGUUAGAAUGAAGCGAGAUGUCAGAAUGCAAAAACUGAAUAACCCAGUGAGCAUCCAGAAUGUCACUUAUCAGAAAACGGGUAACAACUCAUAUACUAUUACCUUUGGAUUCAAAAUCAGCUAUGUGAACAUUUCCUCAAACCUUCAACUCCGAAAUGAAACAUACGAUUCCAUUCAAAACACCGUCAACAUGUUGCUCAACAAAAUCUUGAAUGGAAAAAGUUCUACCCCAUUUAACUUUCCACGGGCAAACUACACGGGUAAUGAUACCGUGAUUCAGGCAGUUUCAGAAUAUGUUUUUGUGGAGGGGGAUAUCCAGGCACCAAGUGGAUUUCUUGCUGAAAUACUCAAAGUUAGUGGCUUAGCUUCCACGACUGCUCAGCCCACUGUCCCAAACACCACUAUCCCUGGAAACAGCACUGGAGGAUUUCCAGGUUGGGCCCUGGCCAUCAUUAUUCCCUGCAGUAUAGCCAUCAUUCUCAUACCGACCUGGAUUACACUCGGUUGUAUGCUGUGUGGUUGCUGUGCUGCCAUAAGGAGGCGCUACAGUAGAAGAAGGUCCUACAAUGUCCAGUACACAACAAGGAAUGGACUCUUUUAAAAACAGAAUGAGAAAAAAGAUCUGACUUAUAACCAUAACAGAAGAUUUUUCAUUCAUUUAUUGACAUUUUCCAUUUUAAGCGAUAUGUUUCUCUAAUCUCAAAACUGAAAGAAUGUAAAAUAUAUAUUUUUCGAAGCUAAAAUGACAAUGCAAUGAUAGGCUGCCCUAAU
Messenger RNA from Colossoma macropomum (tambaqui), 5228 nucleotides. Its product is annotated as serine-rich adhesin for platelets. The transcript has 48 exons. Bases 1 to 5058 code for a protein of 1685 amino acids. The record is from RefSeq and is a predicted model, not a curated record. NCBI's taxonomy places the organism in Eukaryota, Metazoa, Chordata, Actinopteri, Characiformes, Serrasalmidae.